This is a messenger RNA of Trichoderma asperellum CBS 433.97, 1045 nucleotides long. It is a transcript of the gene ATG10, whose product is annotated as E2-like conjugating enzyme atg10. Lineage: Eukaryota; Fungi; Ascomycota; Sordariomycetes; Hypocreales; Hypocreaceae. Gene Ontology annotation, cellular component: intracellular anatomical structure. The record is from RefSeq and is a predicted model, not a curated record. Gene Ontology annotation, molecular function: Atg12 transferase activity. Gene Ontology annotation, biological process: protein lipidation; protein modification by small protein conjugation; macroautophagy.
UUUCCUCUCGUUUCCAUCUCUCUUAUUGCAAACAGUAACGGCAGCUUCGGUAAAGAACUCAAAACAUAAUUUGGUUUUUUCUCACAAGCAAGCGAAGAUUGCGAACACGAAACUUGAAGUCUUGAAAAUCGGGCAAAUACUUUAGAGAAUAAUGGAUAUCAAAGACUUUCCUUUCCUGACCCCAGAAGAGUUCACCGAAGUGUGCCAUCAUUUCGAUAGCCUGUACUGCAGGGCAAGACUGGGGCCUAUAAGGAAGAAAUGGAAGUUCAGACUCUGCACCGCUCUGGAUCUCACUUAUUCAACCAGAGGCGGGUAUAUAACAUAUAUUCAGAUAAUUCGGCCACUGGAUGAGAUAGUGGACCCCAACGAUAUAUCACUGGAUCUAGGCAAUUUUUCCAUAUCAGAUCACGACGAGCAAAACGGGUUCCUUCAAGGAGACGAUGACAUGAUUGAUGAUGAAGAAUCUGAUGCGAAUCUCAUACAUCAGAAGGCGGCGCCAAAGUUUGGCUAUGUGUCGUACGAGGUCCAUCUACACCCUACAUAUAGAGUGCCGUGUCUCUGGUUCAGCCUGCAUGAUCUCCCGCCAGAUGAGCCUGCCUUCAAUAUCGACACCGUCUUCCGUCGCUUAAUUCCUGAUAGCUAUAAAGAUGGUCUCCGCCGAGGAAUGGGGGGCAUCGGUGGCAUCUCAGCAGAUCAUCACCCCAUCACCGGGGUACCCUCUUUCUUUCUUCACCCGUGCCUGUUGGGAGACGCUAUAUCCAGCUUUGAAUGCUCAAUGGAGAAUUAUCUCAUGAUCUGGUUCGGCCUUGUAGGGGGAUGUGUCGGCCUAUGGGUACCCAAGGAAAUGGCCACCCAAUGAUGGCCCGUUGAAACUUGAAAAAAAAAGUCCUCAUUCAUUGGGGUAGCCUCGUCGUGGUUGAACGUGUUCACUCAUCGUCACUAUCCUCUUCCAUAGCCACAUCACCCUCACUAUCCUCAUCCUCCUCGUCACGAGUUCGCUUCUGGCCGCGGUUCUCAUCAGCUUCGUCACUCUUCAAAGCUGGGC